Molecule: messenger RNA, 16788 nt
Organism: Sus scrofa (pig)
Lineage: Eukaryota; Metazoa; Chordata; Mammalia; Artiodactyla; Suidae
Gene: ATF7IP
Product: activating transcription factor 7 interacting protein
Biological process (GO): regulation of DNA-templated transcription
Cellular component (GO): transcription regulator complex; nucleus
Molecular function (GO): transcription coregulator activity; protein binding
Source: RefSeq, a predicted model, not a curated record
CUCUUUAUCUCUGAACAUUUUAAUUAAGAACAUUUGAAUUUUACCAAGUCUAUGUAGGAAGGUGAACUUAAUGCUUGCUAUGAAGUUGAAAUGUUUGCUGAUAGAAUCAUUAAGCCUCUGUUAUGGAAACAGUACAUUAAGAUGGUGAGGUCAAAGGUUAAAUUCCUAUAAUUUCUCACCAUCCUAUGUUCUGUCAUUGCCAGAACAUUUGAUCACCACAGUGUGCUUUUUUUGGUCCAGAUUAACUUAACGUUACUUUUAUGUUGGAUAUUUUAGUUUGCUUGAUGCUUAUUUGUAGAAUUAAAAACAAUAUAAUUAUCUCAAUAGAUUUUUUUAAAGGAAACUAUAAGCAUUGUUUUGCAUGAAGAUUGCAGUUUUUCUCUGUGUGUGUGUGUUUUGAAGGUAUUGUUUGGUAGAUUUCUGGGGAGAAUGUUAAAUCAUAGAAAGAAAAAAAUGUAUUUUUUAACGCUGUUAGAGGUUUUUGGUACUGUGGGUUCCACUUCUUUCUCAUUAUGCUGCCUCUUCCCAGCCAUCCAGUUCUUUCAUAUUUUUGAUGGGGCUGACUUUUUAUCCUAAUAAUUUUUUGCUUAAAUUGGCAUUCAGAUUCAGAUUUUGAAUUUAGAAAUAGUUCACAUCUUCCAGGUCUGGAUACACCUCUUCUUUAUAUCUAAGGUAUUCUAAUGCAAGAGGGCUGAAGUAAAUCUUAAUUUUUGAGUUAAUUAAGUGAUAAUUGAUGAUGUUCACUUCAUCUUAGUUAAAAUCUGAGGUAUAUUUAAAAGUAAUGACUCAGUAAUUUUAUAAAUUUAGUUUGAAAAAUUUUCAAAAAGCUUUCUUAACGUCAUUCUGAAGUUGAAACAUUUAUUGAGAUAUUGUAAAGUCCAUCGUGAUCCCAAAAGAUAAGGGAAUGAAAAUUUUAUUCACAUCUUUUAGAUAGCAGAACAGUUGGUUAUACUUAAAGCACUGAAGUUUAAAUCGCAUGCAGGACUUACUGAAAUUUUUUCUACAUGGUAUAGUGCAUUUCUCUGGCUUUGUCAAUAGAGUGCUGUGAAUAUAUCCCUGACUAAUAUGACAUAGAACAGUAAGUUUUGAACUUUCUAACUAUGGCAACUUUUUAAAAAAUAGCAACUUUUUGCACCUUAAAUUCUUUUGAAGGACCCUGGCAUAUAAAGGUGUAUGUAUGCUAUUUUAUUAUUGUUCACUUGUUUUAUAAUGUAAAUGGAUAACACUUAAUUAUACAUUUAUUUAAUAAAAUGAGAACAAUUAGGCUGUUUCAAUGAAAACAAAAGUUUGAAACAAGAUUGUGUAUGACAAUUAUGAUCUUAUUAUUAGUGUCAGGAUCUAGGUCACUUAUUUGUAGAAGUCCAGUGCUAAGGUACUGGAAUUUAGUUUGAAAAGUAUUCUAUUAGCACUAAGAACUAUGUCUAGAUACUUACAACGCAGCACGACAAUGGGAGAAAAAAUUAUGUAUACAUGUAUGUGCAACUGGGUCUCCAUGCUGUACAGUGGGGGGAAAAAAAAAGAAUAUAUAGAAAUAAAAAAAAGAAAGAAAAGUAUUCUAGAACAUAUGUUCUUCGUGUUCUUUUCUGAUUUACAAAUUUUCAUGAGGGUAGUGUAUAGGAUCUAUAUUUACAUGAUUUAACAGGUUAAAAUUGCUGCCUUGCCACAAAGUUGUUUUUACUUGUUCUUAGUUUAUUUUUAUUUUUAACAAAAUUAUUGUUUUUCCUAACUUAAUCAGUAUUUAUUUGUUCAGUAGUCUGAAAUACAUUUGGGAUCAUUAGCUCAAUUUCAUCAAUAGCUGUAGUAAUGUUUAUUUUACUUUCAUUAACUUAUUACUUUGUAAAGUUGUUAGGACUAUGUUGUGUGAAAUAAUGGAUUCUCAUAAUCUGAUCAUUUCUUUAUGUAAAUGUACAUAUGAGCCUGCUCCUGAAAGAGAAAAAGAACAACAAAUCCAAUAUGUGUGACAGAUGCAGUAUAUGUGAGAGAUUUUUCUGUCAUGCAUUUCAGUAAGGUUGUGCUCUGAAGUGAGUAUGACAUAGGAAAGUGAAUGUUCUGUGACUCUAAUCACUCUUAUUUUUUUGCUUCUCAUAGUAUGAACAGCUCACUGUGUUUCAAAAAUUUCAUGCAAUGCCAGCCAUCUACUUGGUUUGAUAUUCUUCAUUGCUGGAGAGAAAGUAGGUUGAAAUUAUUGAUCAAUUUAUGUUAACCUUCAGAGUAGGACCUCAGAGAAAUUGUAAUGAUCCAUUAUUCUUGCCUUCUAUUGUGGACUAUAAAAUUUACACUCACCCUCCCCUUCAUAAGAUGAAUCCACAGAUUAUUACUUGUACAUGGGGUAACUCCAACACUUUGUGGUCACUCAGUGUAUUAUUGCUAAUUCUUAUACUGGCCAACUCAUUCCAUUUUCUUACUCUUAUUUCUUCAUAUGUAAAAUUGAGGGAAAAAAAUCCUAUUUGGUAAGGAUAUGUUGAAGAUCAGUUUAUAUGAUGUUUCUGAACAGUACCAGGAAAUAAUCCACAGAUAUUUGGCAUGCUAAUUUUCCAGCAAUAUUUGAAUGCUCUUCAGUUUCUUUGUUUCUCAAAUGUCAUGUACAUUAUUAAAUGUGAUUGGAUUGGAGAUUGUGGUAUGUUUAGAAAGUAUGGGAAAUUUCUCAUAGAACUCAUGCUCAGAAGCAAAGAAGUACUAACAUUAGUACGUCCACUUGGUAACAUGAUAGAUUCAUGUUUGUACUGCUGGGCCCUACUCUGUUAGAUAAAUUAACUAUCAUUUGCUGUAUGUGGGUAGUGGCAGAUGUAUUUGUUAAGUAAAGCCAAUAUAGAAUGUUGUCAUUACAGAAUUAGAGGAGUGGGAGAAAUGUUUCAGUUCUAGUCUGGCUGUGUCCUCCAACCAUGUAGUGAGAAAAUAAUGUCUCUAGAGAGAUGACUUGAAUUCAGGGACUAGAGUUUUAUAUGUUUUAGUACAAAUGAGAAUCUUUUAUAGUUCUCUUUCAGUUGCCACAAUCUGGCAGCUAACAGACUUCUUUUAUCCUUUAACCACUGCCCUACUUCUCCACUUAACAUUUAAAUUUGUCAGAUUUUACACAAACAUUUGGAUGUCUCAUCUUUCAAAAAAGAGAAGAUUGGAUGCUAUGGUAUGUAUUUUUGCUUGAACAAAAAUCUACAGUUGAGAAGCUACAGUCUCCUUCAGAUAGGGUCUUUAUAUCUGGUCCUCUUCAUUGCUUCAUGUUAUCUUCUGGGCCCCAGUAAACUGUUCCUUUUAAAUUCCUAUCUUACUUGAUGGAUUGUUGGCAGCCUUUAAUAUCUAAAAUAAAGCUUCUAAUCUAGCAUACUUCAUUUGGUAGGAAAGAAAGCAUAUGUAAAAUCAGUUUACUCUUUAAAGGUAUGACACUUUUGCUAACCUUUUUCUUGUACUGAUUUUUGUAUUAGACUAAUAGGUGGCUGAUUGAAGGAGAUCCAGUGACAUCAGCAAAAAGUGACAGUUGGUUGAAAGUGAAGCAAUUAAAAAAUACUAAUUAGAAACAUCUAAGUUCUGUGAGGUCUUCUAAUGUGAUAAUAAAUUCUCUUUUCUUUAAAUGUUGUCAGUGUAUUAAAGACAUCUUUAUUAACUUGAUAUUCUUAAUGAUGAUAUUGAAUAAAAAAUGUUAAAUUAUAUUCAAGAUAAGCAAUUUACUGAACAGGUAAAUGAAAUAAACUGUAAAAUAUUUUCCCCUAAAUUGAAAAAGUUUUAGCACUUAAAACGAAUAAGUUUUUAAUAAAAAGUUUUCUUAACACUAGAUAAAAAGUUUUCCUAACACUAGAUGAUUUCAGAGGCCGUUAUAGACUUAUUUUUGUUAAAAUUUUGCUUCUUUACAUAACAUUCACCAUCUUAACUAUGUGAAGACUACCUUGAUGAUCCAUGAAACAUGGCAGUUGAUAAUUGUGAUCUGAUGUGAAUCUUAAUUAAAAGCCAACUUCUUAGCAUUUAUGUGAUAACAUGACAUUGGUAACUCCAGGGAAAUGAGAAAGGAAUUUUACUUAUUUUUGGAAAAUGGCUUUCAAGUUAGAGAGAAAACUUCAGUGAAAAAUUGAAAAAGCAAUUAACUUGUACAGGAAACAUUAACUCUCCUAUUUUUCCAUUUUUUUCACUCCCAAAAGAGAAAGUGAUUUGGGAGAAAGCUUAAAGUUUAUUCAAAUAACGGAUUUUUAAUUAAUUGCUUGGCUUAGAACUUUCACAAAGUUUUCUCUAUUAGUAAUUUGUAACAGUCAGUCUAUUAGUGGUCAUUAAAGUUUGAAUAUGGAAAUGAUGAAAAUAGUGCUUACUGACUCAAUGAAACUUUGAGUUUAAUGAAAGAGGGUGUUUAACACCAGGUAAGUCUGAGGAGUUACCUCUGCAUCUGCCUGUGGACUUCUGUCUUCCCUGCUGAAGCAAACCAGAUACUGCUGACCAGUAGUGCCAUCUGACCUGGUGCUUUCAUUUGCCAACAUACAAGUAUCAUGAUGUGCAAAGUGGCAAGUAUUAGUAUAGAUGUCUGGAAGCAAUUAUUUUUGUUUUGCCGCUGCUAGUAAGUAGUUGUAUAGUUUAGAUAAGUUAUUUAAGCUCUUAAUGCCAUUCUGUGACCACUGAAUGAAGGAAGUGGUUGGACUAGGUAAGGAGUUACACAAGACUAUGAACUUUGGAAUCAAACCAAGUCAAGGUGAAUUCAUGUUCCUCCACUCCCCAGUUAGAGAGGUUUAUAUGAAAAGUAUAUAAUAAUGCUUAAAGUAUAGUGCACUAUUACAGUAUUCAGUAGGUCUUUUGCAUUAUGUAUUACAGGAGAGGCUGUUGCUUAUUUUCAGAACUUCGGUCUUUCUUUCUUUCUUUCUUUCUUUUUUGUGUGUUUUCUAGGGCCACACCCACGGCAUAUGGAGGUUCCCAGGCUAGGGGUCAAUUCAGAGCUGUAGCCUCUGGCCUACACCAUAGCCAUAGCAACGCAGGAUCCGAGUCUCAUCUGGGACCUACACCAUAGCUCACAGCAAUGCCAGAUCCUUAACCCACUUAGCAAGGCCAGGGAUCGAACCUGCAACUUCAUGGUUCCUAGUCGGAUUCGUUAACCACUGAGCUACAAUGGGAACUCUGCAGUUUUCUUAUUUUUAAAAUGGAAUACUACUCAGCCAUAAAAAGAAUGAAAUAAUGCCAUUUGCAACAACAUGGCUGCAACUACAGAUUAUCAUACAAAAUGAAGUAAGUCAGAAAGAGAAAGACACAUGCCAUAUGAUAUCACUUGUAUGUGGAAUCUAAAAUAUGGACACAAGUGAGCCUAUCUAUGAAAUAGAAACAGAUUCAUGGGACUUGCCAUGUGGCUUGCAGCAUACCUACUCUGAGUUGCUUCUGCAGUGGCUGUGGCUUGACCCCAGGCUCAAGAACAUCCAUGUGCCAUAGGUUUAGCCACUUAAAAAAAAAAAAAGAAAGAAACAAAUUCAUGAAAUAGAGAUUUGUUGUUGCCAGUGGGGAGGGCUUUGGGGGAAGGAUGGAGUGGGGUUAGCAGAUAUAAGCUAUAAUAUAUAGGAUGGAUAAAACAGGGUUCCACCAUACAGCCCAGGGAAAUAUAUUCAAUAUCCUAUGAUAAACCUGAUGGGAAAGAAUAUGUUAAAAAGGAAUAUCUGUUUAUAUGUAUAACUGCAUCACUUUGCUGUACAGAAAUUAGCACAAUACUGUAAAUCAGCUAUAUUUCAGUUUUUUUUUUUUUUUUUUAAUGGGGAUAAAGUACCAUGCGGAAUUUAUUUUGGAAUUUAAAUGAGCAUAACAAAUACAAAGUACUUAGUGCAGUGUAUGAUAGAAAUUAAGUAUGAAUAAAUUUUGGUUGCUUUUUCCUCACAAGGUUCUCUCCAGCACAGACUUUUUCUUUCUAUUUCUUUUUUCAAUUAUUAUGAAAUUGGAGAGAAAUCUGGAAUACUGGAUACUUUAGAAAGGGAUCUUUAGGAAGAGGAAAUUUUUCGGGUCCUGGCUAAGUUAACAGUAAAAAUGUUUAAAUCUCAAGUUAAAGACUUUAAAGAACCCAAAGGGGGACAAAACAAAGAUUCUUAUUUGUGCUUGGGCAACAUGGUAGAGUGAAAACAAAAAUGGACUGUAAAUUGAUCAACUGUUUCAACAAAUUUAACGAAUAUUUAUUAUGCACCUGUUAUUUGCCAGGCACUAUUUUGAUAGCUGGUGUACAAGAUCCCUUGCCUGCAAGGAAUUUACAUGGGACAGGGGAAACAGGAAGAUAGAAGUUAAUAGAGAAAGUUAAAAUAUUGAGGGACUGAGACUGCUGGUGGUAGGAUGGAAUAAGUGGUGACUAGCUAGGUGAGUUCUACUCAAAAUGUGUUCUGUGGAUCAAUUCAAGGUCACGUCUCAUAAGUUCAUCUGUUCCUGUUCCUCCAUUAGGUAACUAAAAUUAAGUGUCUACAAAUUUUUAUCAUUUUGAUAAAAUAAUUUUAUAUCAGAUCAAGUAAUAAAAAUAUUUUUAUUUUAUAUGCCUCCCCCCCAAAUAAUUCAUUUUCAUUGAGUAUUUUAUAAGAGCAUUGGUCUGUAAUGGAAAUAAAACAUUGGUUUCUUUACCAUCCUGAGUUUGAGAAGCACUCAGCUAGAUUGAUAACUUCCAUUGUUAGCAGGUUAUAGAGAAUUUGAGCUUUUUAUGAUUAUUUCAUUGUCAGGUGAUUUUUUAACUUAUUUGUCUUUAAAAAAUAGUAUCUAAAUACUUGUUAUUAACAGUAUAUUUUAUACUAGACUAAAAGAUUUUAGGUCCUUUGAUUUAAAGUACUUUCAUUUGAAAAGUUGGAUAUAUAAAGUAGAAAGAGAAGGAGGAAGCAAAAUUAAAACUGGAAGGAAUGAAUACUUAGAUGAUUUCCAACUCUGAGAUUUUAUGAUCAAUAGCCCUUUUGAUAUAAAACUUUUCCUCCCAACAAGUAUUACUUACACAAUGAAUCUAUAUGAAGUUAUACCAUCUUAUUAUAUUUUUGUCCCUGUCCCUUCAUCUGCUGCUGGUGGAACACAGAUCCUAAAAAGAGAAUAUGGUUGUUUGAGGAGAUCUGCUAUUGCUUAUCAAAGAUAACUUGGGUAAAAUUUAGGAUUAUCCACAUAAUAGAAGUCUACCAAUUCCUAUUGCUCUAUAACUUUAUUAUUCCUUUGAUUUAGUGUCCUAUCAUCUGUAUUGUGUAAUAGGGAUAAUUUAAGACCCAUGUUUUAAGACAGCUGAAAAUGAGAUUAAAAAAUAAGGAAUAUACUUUUGGAUAAGCCCCAGUUAGCAUAUGAAAGACAUCUUUCCAUUUUAUUACCAUUUUAGAUGGCACUAAAAUAGUUUCUCAAUUAUUAUUUGAAAAUGAAAUUUAAUAUAUUUAUACUCAAUAAAAUAAGUGAAAAAAUAGAAGUGAAGAUAUAGAAUUACUUAUUAGUAAUCAUAAAGUGACUAUUAAAAAAACUUAAGCAAAGGACUUUGUAGAUAAUGUCUCAAUUAUUGCUCAGUCAGAUCUGACCAAUUUAAAAAAAAUACAUGAAUGAUUUAGGUUCAAAAAGAAUAUGCCACACAAAAGAUGUUCCUGUGUAGAUAUUUUUAAUAUGUCAGGCCUCAGUUUUGAUAUUGAGCACAUGCUUCAGUAGUAUUAACUAGUGGUAAGUAAAUAUAUUGAAUUAUAUAACCAUCAUAAUAGUGAUACUGAAGAUGUAUUGUCUUAUUAUUUGGUGAAACAUAAAGCAGUACUAUAUUAAGAGCACAUCUAUUUAAUGAUCAUUUACUAUUUAAGUGACUAGUUAACAAAAUUUGAAAGGCAGCUGUAGAGUAGAAUGGGGACAGCUUUUAGCUAAUGAGAAUUAUAAUUUAUAUUUUUAAUGAUUGUUAAAAAUAGCCAUCAUUGUAUUUAUAUAUAAUCAUAUUGGUCAAUGCUGCAAAUAAACUAAGGCUUUUGAAUAUCUCUGGGGGUUACAAAUAUUUUUGGUGUGGUGGGGGUAGAAUUUCAGUUAUAUAAGAACUCUUAAGUCAAUUUUUUCUUACUACCUGGAUUUUAAUCAUAUUAGUAAAUAGAUAACUAUAGAUAUAUUCUAGAACCAGUCAGUGCCUGUUGGGGAACAAAUGAGGGAGGGUUUACUCAGCAGUGUUCUUUAGUUUGGUCAUGAAAUGAGGACUGCUUUAUGUAAAUUGUUCUUACUGGCGCCAGCUAGCUGUAACUGCAGUCUGGCUGUGCUAGGGCAGCAAAUAAUAUGUGUCAUGGAUUUUCUGUUUGGAAUGUGUAAGAAUGCAGCCUUUUGGACUGAAAGAACGGAGUUGAUGCAUUAGAAUAGGAGUACUGAGACCUCCACAAUUGACAAUGAAUAUGUGUAAUUAUGAGAAGCUAUAAGCUUUUCAAGUAUCUAUUCUGCUUUUAUAGAUUUAUGCCUAGUGAUACUAUUGGGUAAUAUGUGGGAGGCACUUAACUGCACACAGUUGCUGCAGACCUAUUAGUUGGCAGCAUAGAAAGCAGUACAAAAGACUUCUGAUUCUAGGCUUCUUCACUUGCAUCAGUCCUUUGGAAGGUAUACGUUGAGUGUUCUGUGAGCUUCAUUGACAUGCUGUCUGAUGUUUUCUGGCUUUUGUGGUUGAUGGGAUGUUUGCUGCACAAACUACACAACAGAUGUGAACCACUGAAAGGAAUUUUAAUAUGUAGCCAAUCUACUGUAUUCCUAUUUUUUUUUAAUGAAUAUGAACCAAACAAGAAAUUUAGGCUCAAAAAGGCUGAUCUAGAAAUCUGUAUUAGCCUUUAAUGUUUAUACUAAUGAACUGAGUAGCAGUGGUUAACAGAAGAGGAAGUCUUUCACAGUAUCAAGCUGCCCACAGAUUCAAAAUGGAUGGUAUAGAAGAACCACAGAAAAAAGUCUUUAAGGCUCGAAAAACAAUGAGAGUGAGUGAUCGUCAACAACUUGAAGCAGUGUACAAGGUCAAAGAAGAACUGUUGAAAACUGAUGUCAAGCUGUUAAAUGGCAACCAUGAAAAUGGUGAUUUGGACCCAACCUCACCUUUGGAAAAUAUGGAUUAUAUUAAUGACAAGGAAGAGGUGAAUGGCAUUGAAGAAGAGCUUUGUUUUGACUCUGAAAAAAGUAAAUCAGAGUGGAAAGAAACACCCUGUACCUUAAAUGUUAAUGUAAAAAACAAGCAGGAUGAUGAUUUGAAAUGUGAACCUUUGUUUCCUAAUAAUAUAACUCCUGAACUAGUUUCUAAACUGACUGCUGAACCGUCUUCUGGUGAUAUAGCCUCCAGCGAUCUGGCUGUUGGAGGUACAGGCUCUGGAGAUUCUGCCUCUGGAGAUCUGGCCUCUGAAGGGUUAACCUCUGGUGAUCUCACUUCUGUGGAUCCCACCUCUGUUGAUCCCGCCUCUGUUGAUCCUGCCUCUGGUGAUGCUGUCUCUGGUAAUCUUGCCUGUAGUGAACUGAUCUCCGGUGAAAUGGUCACCACUGAACUGGUCUCCAGUGAGACAGUCUCUGGUGAACUGGUCUCCAGUGACUCACUCCCUGGUGUACCAGUCCCUGGUGAAUCAGUCUCCACUGAACGGGUCUCCAUUGAUUCAGCCUCUGAUGAGCCAGCUUCUGGUGAUCUGGCCUCUGGAUCACUGGCCUCUGAUGAUCCAGCCUCUGGCGAUCUGGCUUCUGGUGAUCCAGCUCCUGGUGAUUCAGAUUCUGUUGACCCAGCCUCUGAUGAACCAACUUCUGAUGAACCAUCUUCUGAAUCAGGCAUUGAUCCCACCUUUGAACCAAGUUCUGUGCCAGUUUGUGAACCAGUUCCUGAAACUGACAGUGCAGAGUCCUGUAGCAAUAAAAAUGAUGAUUUUCUUGAGAAAAAGGGGGAUGAUGAAAAGUUAGAUCAAAUUUUCUCAUUUGAUGAGAAAAAUAAAGCUGAUAGUAAUAUUGAUGCUGAUGAAGAGGCUCUAGAAACAGAUGAUACAAUUAUUUCUUCAGAUCUGUCUCCUGAAAAGAAGGUAGAAGAAGAUGCCAUUACAGAAUCUGCUCUUGGAGAGGAGGCUAUAUCUAGCAGUAUGGAAAUUGACCAAAGUGAAAAGAAUCAAGAAGAAAAUUCUUCAGACCUUGCAGAAACGAUUAGUGAAAAUGUUAUGAAAGAUGACAAAAAUGAGAAUAUCUUAGAAAAUACAGAUUCUAUGGAGACAGAUGAAAUUAUUCCUAUUUUGGAAAAGCUUGCACCUGCUGAAGAUGAACUUACUUGCUUUUCUAAAGCUUCUCUCCUUCCAAUUGAUGAGACAAAUACAGAUUUGGAAGAGAAGAUGGAAGGUUCUUUUGGUUCACCAUCUAAACAAGACAGUAGUGAGAGUUUACCAAAAGAAGCCUUUUUGGUCCUCUCUGAUGAAGAGGAUGUUUCGGGUGAAAAAGAUGAGUCUGAAGUUAUAUCACAAAAUGAGACAUGCUCUCCAGAGGAAGUAGAAAGUACUGAAAAGGACAGCAAAGCUGAGGAAGAAGAACGAGUAAUACAUGAGGAUGAAAGACCUUCUGAGAAAAGUGAAUUUUUUAGAAGAAAACGUUCUAAAUCAGAGGACAUGGACAAUGUCCAGUCCAAACGCCGUCGAUACAUGGAAGAAGAAUAUGAGGCAGAAUUUCAAGUAAAGAUUACAGCCAAAGGAGAUAUAAACCAGAAGCUACAAAAGGUUGUACAGUGGUUACUGGAAGAAAAAUUGUGUGCGCUGCAGUGUGCCGUGUUUGAUAAGACAUUGGCAGAAUUGAAAACACGAGUGGAAAAGAUUGAGUGCAACAAGAGGCAUAAAACAGUUCUUACUGAACUACAGGCCAAGAUAGCCAGGUUAACCAAACGCUUUGGAGCAGCCAAAGAAGAUCUUAAAAAAAGACAAGAAAAUCCACCAAACCCACCUAUAUCACCAGGAAAGUCUGUUGUUGAUGUCAGCAGCAAUAACAGUGUGCCCUACAGAAAUGCAGGCACAGUGAGACAGAUGCUGGAAUCCAAAAGAAAUAUAAGUGAGAGUGUACCACCAACUUUUCAGACUCCUGUGAAUACAGUAUCUUCAACCAAUCUUGUCACCCCUCCAACAGUUGUCAGUAGUCAACCUAAAUUGCAGACUCCAGUGACUUCGGGUUCUUUGACAGCAACAUCAGUUCUCCCUGCACCCAACACAGCUACAGUAGUUGCUUCUACUCAGGUGCCUAGUGGAAAUCCCCAGCCUACAAUCUCUUUGCAGUCUUUACCAGUGAUUUUGCAUGUACCUGUUGCUGUAUCCUCCCAGCCUCAGCUUCUACAGAGCCAUCCAGGGACUUUAGUGACCAAUCAACCAUCUGGCAACGUUGAAUUCAUUUCUGUCCAAAGCCCACCUGCAGUGAGUGGUCUUACCAAAAAUCCAGUAUCCUUGCCAUCCUUGCCAAACCCCACUAAACCAAACAACGUUCCUUCUGUGCCCAGUCCUAGUAUUCAGAGGAACUCUCCUGCCAGUGCUGCAACGUUAGGAACAACACUUGCUGUACAGGCUGUUCCAACAGCACACUCUAUUGUACAAGCCACAAGGACUUCUUUACCCACGGUGGGCCCGUCAGGACUCUAUAGUCCAUCAAAUAAUCGAGGUCCUAUACAGAUGAAAAUUCCAAUUUCUGCUUUUAGUACUUCAUCUCCUGUAGAACAGAGCAACAGCAACACCACAAGAACUGAAAACCAGACAAACAAAACAAUAGAUGCUUCUGUUAAUAAGAAAGCAGCUGAUAGCACAUCACAGAGUGGAAAAGCCACAGGCAGUGAUUCAAGUGGUGUCAUUGAUCUCACAAUGGAUGAUGAAGAGAGUGGAGCUUCACAAGACCUUAAAAAGGUAAAUCACACUCCUGCCUCAACCAUGAAUUCUUCUCAGCCAGUAUCUCGACCAUUGCAACCCAUCCAGCCAGCACCACCUCUUCAGCCAUCUGGGGUGCCAACAAGUGGUCCAUCUCAGACAACCAUACACUUACUACCUACAGCUCCAACCACCGUGAAUGUAACACAUCGUCCAGUAACUCAGGUGACCACGAGACUCCCUGUUCCAAGAGCUCCUGCAAAUCACCAAGUGGUUUAUACAACUCUCCCCGCACCACCAGCUCAGGCUCCCCUGAGAGGAACUGUUAUGCAGGCUCCUGCUGUUCGGCAGGUCAAUCCCCAAAAUAGUGUUACAGUUCGAGUGCCUCAAGCAACUACAUAUGUUGUAAACAAUGGAUUAACCCUGGGAUCCACAGGACCUCAGCUCACAGUGCAUCACCGACCACCACAAGUGCAUACUGAGCCCCCACGCCCUGUGCACCCAGCACCCUUACCAGAAGCCCCACAACCACAGCGUCUGCCCCCAGAAGCUGCCAGCACAUCUCUGCCUCAGAAGCCACACUUGAAGUUAGCACGAGUUCAGAGUCAAAAUGGCAUUGUGCUGUCAUGGAGUGUCCUUGAGGUAGAUAGAAGCUGCGCCACUGUUGACAGCUACCAUCUUUAUGCUUACCACGAAGAACCCAGUGCCACUGUGCCCUCACAGUGGAAGAAGAUUGGAGAAGUCAAGGCACUUCCCUUGCCCAUGGCAUGCACUCUCACCCAGUUUGUAUCUGGUAGCAAAUACUACUUUGCAGUACGAGCCAAGGAUAUUUAUGGACGUUUUGGACCUUUCUGUGAUCCUCAGUCAACGGAUGUGAUCUCUUCUUCCCAGAGCAGUUAAACCUUGGAGCCUUUAUCUCUUCUUCUUUCAAAAGUUCCACUUUUUGGUCUUGUUUUAAUCUUGUGCAUGAUACCCAUUGUAAAAUCCACAUUGUGCAAGAUUUCUUGGACAGAUGUAUAUAUACACUACAUUUGUUUGUAAUCAGAAGUAAAUAAACUCAGCCCAUAAAGCAGAAUCUUUUCCUGAACAAUUCAAGCUUCCAGAGUUUGAAAUGUAAAUGUGCACCUUGCUUUAGUUUUGAAGCUGGGGAAUAUGUGUGGGUGUUUGUGCUUUUCCGUAUUUAUGUGUUUUUUUUUGCAGUGGAAUCUCACAUUUUCAUACUCAAAUUUACCUCUCUUCCAGUAUGAAGUAAGUAGAACAAAGAACUUGAGGUAUGUAUCUGGCAUGAUUCUGCUUCUAAGAGAUCUGUAGGUUCACAGAUAAAUGAUUGAACCCAAAUUAAAAAUAAAAAGCAAGAUGGUUAAAUAGUUUAAAAUAGGCUAAUUUGAACACAGUAAAGGAUCUGUUCAUAUUUUCUUUUCUCUCUUCUGGGUUGUUAAUUAGCUGAAAAAGGUCUGCAGUGGGCCCUCUCUUUUCUAAUCUGGUUUUUACAUUUAUUUUGUGCCUUAAACACUUAACUAUGAAAGUAAACAGGGCCAUUUAUCCAUUGUCGUUUACUCUUCACUGUAAGCCUUUCAGUCUUCAUUUCCUUUUAUCUCCACCAAAUGUAGCACAUUUCCCUCAAUUUUAGACCAAGGCUUUUUAUAUAUAGUAUCAUCGGUAACAUCACUACAUUUAACUCCAAAAAUUUAACUUGCUCUUUUCUUCUAAGAAGAUAAAUGCUUUUUAUUUGAGGGCAUUGUUUGAAUUAACUCUGUAAAGUGGACCAAGAGAAGACCACAUUGUGUAAGUAAAUUUUCCUUCAGACAUAGUUUAGUAUCUAUGUUGCACACUGUGUUAGAGAUUAUGAAAGCAGUUCUAGUUCACUUUACUAGUUCACUUUAUAACCCAAAGCCUAGUAUUCUUUCAAAGGAAGUAAGCAGUAAAAUUCACAAAAUACAAUGAGCUAAAAUAUCAAAGGGAAAGCUCCAUUUCUUCUUUAUUCUCAUAUCAUUCUUCCUGUGUUAAUCUUUGUUUUGAUGGUGCUAAGUUUUAUCUGAUUUACCCUAUGUUGGCUUUGGAUAGAGUUUAAAGUGUACUCUCUGGGGUCAUUCUAUGUAACAAUUAGAUAAAACUCUUUUGCAUCUCUGUUCCUCUUCAAUGUUAAUCAGAUUCGGCUUAGGUCACGGAUUUUCAGUAUGAGUGCCAACUAUGCUGGUAUCAGGUACGUGUUUGAGUGUAGACAGCUUAAGACAGGAGAGCUGGUGUAAUUUGGGGGAUAGAGUGUUGUUGGUAGUACUUGGAAAAGAAUUCCUGGAGGUUGUGAAAUACAGUUUCAAGUCAUCUUCCCGUAUUAUAUUUGAGUUCAUAAAUAUACCUUUUUAAAUAAAUUAGUCAUUAAUUCUUCCUGGAAUUUAAGAGGGAGCUGUCCCUUUUGUUAAUGCUGCUUCAUUUGCAACUUUGAUGGCUUAUAAUAGGAAGCAUUCUAGUUGUAAAGAAACUCCUUUUUAGAGACUUUUGCUGAUCAGGGUGCUGAUCAUGUUGGGUGUGAAUUUUGAUUGAUGCUGAAGAAAGCCUACAGAUUGCCAAAAUGUAAAUGCUCCAAAACCUUCCUUUUGCUUUCAUAAAAUGAGGUCACAAUAAUUAUUUGCCAACCAACUAUAUAGACGUUACUCAUUCUAGAACUAAUGAUGAGGGUAAAGAAGUAGCCAAUGUCAUGCCAAUGAAAAAUUUUAAAGAGAGAAAUUCAUGAUCUUCUAGAUGUAUGUGAACACCUGUCUUAUAUCUGUAUGUAUAUAUGUUUUUACCUGCAAUGGUUGCAGUGUUGAUUAUGUGUUCAAGAUCAUUCCUGUCUACAGAAUAGAAAGCCCAUGUUCAAAAUUGUUCUUUAUUGGACGGUUAUAUGGUCAUACGGUAACAAUUUGCUUACCUAGCCUAGAAAGAUUCCCUUGGUGGAUGUUUUUUUAUUUAUAUUCACUAAUCCUUUAAAAAAAAAAAAAAGCUUUCAUAACAUUUAUAAUCAGGUGAAAGUACAGUAGAGUGAAAAUAUUAUUUUAGCCUAUACUAUAUUAUCUCUGUCAAAGAAAAAAAGAUCUUAAAUAGUAACUCUAAAAGUAGAUUUACUACAGUAAAAUAAAGCUUUUUAUUCCAGAUAAUGGAGGGAAGGUACAGAUUGUAAUUGUUUGAGGGAAAAGAUACUAUAAAAUGAUCUUUCCUUCAAUUAGCCUGCCACAGGAUUUAUAGGCAACAGUUACAUUGGAGUUCCUGAAGGUACUGGGCCAGAACUCUAGGCUCUUAUUUAGGGCAGGUUUUAAUGUCGAUGAGUGCUUUCUUUCUGUUUGAUUUGUUUCUUUGAGAGAAUGGAGGGCUCAACUAGAAAUAGCUACUGAUUACAGAUUUUUUUUUAAUAGCAAUUCACACUCCAUGGUACCUUUUUUAUUUCACAAUAUCUUUUCACAAAGUAUUAAAAAUAUGCUUGAUAAUCCCAUUUUGGGAAUGCAAGUGUGCUACCAUUUUAGCCUGACAAUAUUUGUGUAAGUAUUGCCUUAUUGGAAAUUCUGGAAACUUAAGAUAUUUCAACCUGAAACGUAGGAUGUUUAUAUGACAUUUAAAGGUAAUUGUGAUGUUUGUUACUCUCCACUUUGCACUUUGUCAGAGUAAUUUUCACCCUGUUUUAAGUGUAAGUCUCACAUUUUAAAAUUAUGUUCUUGCCAGUAGAUUUAUAAAUUUAUACAAAGAUAUCUGUUAACAGUUAACUCUAUGAGGUAACUAUAUCGCUCUAUUUCUCUGGACUCACUUUUUAAAAUAUGCAGAAUACUGUGUGCUAUUUAACACAGUAGAAGUUUAUGAAAGAAGCAAAGAGUAGAGCUUUCUUCCUUGAAAAGUGAACAUUUUUGGGGAUACCUCUUGCCUCACAGAGAUUCCAUUUCCCCACUCUUCUGAUACCAUUUCCCCACUCUCCUGACCCGCAUUGCCAGAUAUUAAAUGAAAGGUUUAGGGAAAAAAAAAAAAAAAGACCUAAAGAAAGGAGCUUAGAUUUCAUCUGUCUGAAAAAACCCUUAAGCAGGCUGCACCAUACAGUUCUCUUACUGUAUUGGAUAAGUAUUAAGGUAGCUUUUUGGGUUUAUUCUUUUGCUUACAUUUUCCAAAUUAUUGUUUAUACAACAAGAUGAGGGUUAAUUCUGCGUGAUCUGCAUUUAUCUUGUUCCUCAAAAUUUCUAGUAGAAUACAAGAUUAACAAAAUAAUGCCUGUGAUAUCCUCCUCUCUCUCUUUUAUACACUAUGACCUUAGUUUUUCAUAAUUUUAUCAUUGACCAGUCAUAGGCUUGUUUUAUUCUAAUUUUCAGAAAAACCGUGUUCCAGGAUUAGAUUAUUGCAAAUAACUAUCUAAAAGCAACAUAUGAUUCUGCUGGCCUUACUAUUUACUGGGCAAAUGAUGCCCCCCUCCCCUUUCUUAAAAUUUUGGGACAAGGAAAAAAAAGCAUUAGAAAAAUUCUUAUAAAGUGUUUUUUGUUAGUGCGGCACAUUUAUGUAAUUGCUAAGCUUCUUCCCCUUGAGCCAGCCAGUUGGGAGGAAUAGGAUGAUAUAUAUGUUUUGUCUUCUGAUCUUCAAAUAGUUUUAUCAUGCUAAAUAAGUUUUUUGAUUUUUUAAAUUUGUAGAGGCAGUUAAAUACCCAUCAUUUAUAUUUAAUUGCUGUCUUUUAAAAACAAUUUUGUUUGUAAAUAAGGUAACUGGGCAAUCAAACACCUUUUGGGGAUUCUGGCUUUAGUAUUUUAUCAGCCAUUUCAAAAUCAAAUAUAAAAAUAAAUCCUUUGUAGGAAACUUGCAUCCUGACUUCUUUAUUGCAAUUGAAAGUGUAAAUAAUAAGAUAAUGUAAGACCUUCCUAAUGUCUAAUAUAAACUGGGCUAUAGCAAGUUGCCCUGUUUUUAUUAGGUUUUGAAGGUUUUUGUGUGUGUGUGUGUUUUUUUUUUAAUGUACAGUAGAGUGGUGUCUGUAUAAGUGUUUAACUGUAGUGGGAUUUUGUCCAGCAAGCCUGAAAUUUAUACUUUGAAAUAAAUUACUGGGUUUUUAACAUUC